Molecule: messenger RNA, 1380 nt
Organism: Sphenostylis stenocarpa
Lineage: Eukaryota; Viridiplantae; Streptophyta; Magnoliopsida; Fabales; Fabaceae
Source: the annotation of a GenBank genome assembly
AUGGGGUCUUUAGUUGCUACUCUCACUCUUGUAUUGGCCAUACUUUCUCUAAGCUUGGCAAAUGAAACCUCACCGGACAAGGAUCACCGUCACCACCCUUCUCUUCCAUCACCAGUUCGCAACGGGUAUAGGUCACCACCUCCGCCAUAUAAGCAUUCAUCUCCUCCACCACCUCCUAAGAAGUCAAAUAAGUCACCACCCCCAUCACCAUAUUAUAAGUCACCACCUCCACCCCAAAAGGAGCUAACACCCCCACCUUAUAAGAACUUAUCUCCUCCACCUCCAUCACCACGAUAUAAGUCACCACCUCCACCUCAGAAGGAACUUACUCCUCCACCUCCAUCACCGUAUUAUAAGUCACCACCUCCACCCCCAUCACCACGGUAUAAGUCGCCACCUCCACCCCCGAAGGAAUUUACUCCUCCACCUCCAUCACCGCAUUACAAGUCGCCACCUCCACCCCAGAAGGAACUAACUCCUCCACCUCCAUCACCAUAUUUUAAGUCUCCACCUCCACCUCCAUCACCAUAUUAUAAGUCUCCACCUCCACCUCCAUCACCGCGUUACAAGUCGCCACCUCCACCCCCGAAGGAACUUACUCCUCCACCUCCACCACCACGGUAUAAGUCGCCACCUCCACCCCCGAAGGAACUUACUCCACCACCUCCAUCACCACAGUAUAAGUCGCCACCUCCACCUCCAUCACCACGGUAUAAGUCGCCACCUCCACCCCCGAAGGAACUUACUCCACCACCUCCAUCACCACAGUAUAAGUCACCACCUCCACCUCCAUCACCACGGUAUAAGUCGCCACCUCCACCCCCGAAGGAACUUACUCCUCCACCUCCAUCGCCACAGUAUAAGUCGCCACCUCCACCCCCGAAGGAACUUACUCCUCCACCUCCAUCACCGUAUUACAAGUCACCACCUCCACCUCCAUCACCACGGUAUAAGUCGCCACCUCCACCCCCGAAGGAACUUACUCCUCCACCUCCAUCACCACAGUAUAAGUCGCCACCUCCACCCCCGAAGGAACUUACUCCUCCACCUCCAUCACCGUAUUAUAAGUCACCACCUCCACCUCCAUCACCACGGUACAAGUCGCCACCUCCACCCCCGAAGGAAUUUACUCCUCCACCUCCAUCACCGCAUUACAAGUCGCCACCUCCACCCCAGAAGGAACUAACUCCUCCACCUCCAUCACCAUAUUUUAAGUCUCCAUCUCCACCUCCACCUCCAUCACCACGUUACAAAUCACCACCUCCACCACAGAAGGAAUUAACUCCUCCACCUCCAUCACCAUAUUAUAAGUCACCACCUCCACCUCCAUCACCACGAUAUAAGUCACCACCUCCAUCUUCCCCUUAUCAUGAUCGCUAG